AUGGCAGGUCCCCACAAAGUAUUCUACAGAGGCUCUGACAGCGAUUUCAUCGUUUUUGUCGAAGAUCCUCAAUCCCUUGUCAGCUACAAAAAGGAUUCUUCAAUUCCCAUUGUGGAUGUCCUUUCUGUCUACAAGGUGUUCACCAAUAGAACGGGGGGUGCAGAUGGGAUCUUUGACGAAGCAUCCAAGUCAGAAUUACUGAAUGAAUUUGGCAAGCUUAACAAGGAUGAGGUGAUUCUGAAGAUCUUAAAAGAAGGUGCUGACAGGCGUGGUGCAGAGAUCCACUCUGGAGGCAGCCGUACGUUCUCAUGA
Messenger RNA from Scheffersomyces stipitis CBS 6054, 312 nucleotides. RefSeq lists its product as uncharacterized. NCBI's taxonomy places the organism in Eukaryota, Fungi, Ascomycota, Pichiomycetes, Serinales, Debaryomycetaceae. The transcript has a single exon. Bases 1 to 312 code for a protein of 103 amino acids. The record is from RefSeq and is a predicted model, not a curated record.